Molecule: messenger RNA, 1053 nt
Organism: Nicrophorus vespilloides
Lineage: Eukaryota; Metazoa; Arthropoda; Insecta; Coleoptera; Silphidae
Product: band 7 protein AGAP004871-like
Exons: 7
Coding region: 170-1018 (282 amino acids)
Cellular component (GO): plasma membrane
Source: RefSeq, a predicted model, not a curated record
UUAUGUGAAGAGAUUAUUCAUUAUUUAUUGAAUUUCUGGAUCAUAAGAAUGAGACCCCACUCGAAGAUGAUCGGCUUCGCGUCUUGGAGUAAAAUUAGUCGUCGGUAAUUAAGCGGCAGUACAGCCAGACGUGCCGCGGUGUUAAGUUUAGGCCUAAAUAGUCUUAUACAUGAACCUUGGAUACAACAGGACCAACAGCGGAGGAAUCGAGCUUUAUUGUGAAUACAAACAACCCAAUGCAAUGGGUUUCGUUGAGUUUCUGGCUACAGCAUGGUCCAUCCUGCUCCUCAUCAUCACCAUGCCUUUCUCGCUAUUCUUCUGUUUCAAGGUUGUUCGAGAAUAUGAGAGGGCGGUCAUAUUUCGCUUAGGUCGACUCAGAACUGGAGGCGCUCGAGGACCUGGAAUCUUUUUUGUGCUUCCCUGUGUCGAUACCUACAGGAAAGUUGAUUUAAGAACCGUUUCAUUCGAUGUCCCACCGCAAGAAGCGUUAACUAAGGAUUCGGUGACAGUGACUGUAGAUGCAGUAGUAUAUUACAGGAUUCAAGACCCACUCAAUGCAGUAGUUCAAGUUACCAAUUACAGCAAUUCUACGCGUUUAUUGGCAAUGACUACACUUCGCAACAUCCUUGGAACACGGAACUUGGCCGAAAUUCUUUCAGAUCGUGAAGCAAUAUCGCAUGCGAUGCAAGCAUCCUUAGAUGAUGCCACCGAUCCAUGGGGAGUGAAAGUGGAAAGAGUUGAAAUAAAAGACGUCAGUUUACCAACGCAGUUGCAAAGGGCUAUGGCAGCAGAAGCUGAAGCAACAAGGGAAGCUAGGGCAAAGGUUAUCGCUGCAGAAGGUGAGAUGAAAGCUUCGAAGGCUUUGCGAGAAGCGGCAGAUGUAAUCCACGCAAGUCCCGCUGCUCUACAGCUACGAUACCUUCAAACGCUGAACAACAUAUCAGCAGAAAAGAAUUCCACGAUUAUAUUCCCGCUGCCAUUAGAUUUUAUACUCCCAUUUCUCGGUCAGACUAAAUAAAAUUUGUUUACACCCUAAGUUCAGUGCAACAGCAA